GAUUAAUAUUAUACACCCAAGUAUAAGUGGUUGAAUUGUAGUUUUCUCAGUUUUAAGUUCAAGUAUCGAUCCCACGAAGAGUUUUAAUAAUUUGGAAACGAAAUAAAAUAAUUAAGUUGCUAAUUUGAAUAAGACAGCAUGUGAUAGCUUUUGAUGUGAGGUUAAAUUGAUAACUAGUUUAAGUAAACAUUUAUGUGCAGAUGGAGUAAGACAAGAAUAAAAAGUAUCAUUCAGUUCAAGGAUCCUAUAUGUGUUAUAUUGGUUAAAUACUGGAAAUGCUACCUUACCGCAAUUAACUUUCAUGUUAUUGGCAAGUCAACUAGUAGGUCUGAUGUAUAUAAAUCAUCACACAGCAACUUCUUAGGCUAGCUGGUGGUAUCCAUGACAAUUGAUUAAUCCAAGCAAACCAGAAUAACAAGUCAUUCAUGAGAAAUACUUGAAUUAUUCAUUUGUCUUCAUAAUAAUAGGUGUGUACAUAAGAAACCAUAAUACAGCCACUUCUUAGGUCAACUGAUGGUAUUAUUUAUAACACAACAACUUCUUAGGUUAGCUGGUUAUAGAUAUGUCAAUUGACUAAUCCAAACAAACCAGAAGGUCAAGUCAUUCAUGAGAAAUACUUGAAUUAUUCAUUUGACUCUAUCUGUGAUAUAUAUAUACCAGUUAAACAUCCUCAGCAUUCUGGUGGAGAAUAAAUUAUACCGAUAGGAAUGCCGUGGUUGUUAGACUGAUAAUAUUAUUAUUUAUACCAAUUAAAAGAUCUGAGUAAUCCAGAAGGACAAGUCAUUCAUAAGGAUCAUUUAGGUUUUGUACCAUGCAUCAGUUAACAUCUUCAGCGUUUCGGUGGAGGACAAACUAUACCGAUAGGAAUAUCGUGGUUGUUUUACCAGCAGGUUGAUGAUGCGCUGAUGACAUACUUCCAAGCUCAGCAUCAAAAGUACAUACAUUACUGUAUCAUGUAUGAAGCAUAUAAUACAUAAAUUUAUAAAUAUAUAAAACAUCAGCAUUUUUAGAAUUUAACCAGUAUUAUACAUAUGUUUACCUCUCACUGGAGUAUAUACGGAACUACUCACGCCCCAUUACUACAGACAAGCAAGGAGUGUAAACAGUUUUCAUUAUAACUAAAAUUAAAAUGCAUAAUCUAAAAUGUCUUUCACAAGGAACAACUGAAACACAAUCACCUUUAUUAUUAGUUAUGACAAAAAGGUGACGGCAGUUCAAUUAUCUGAAUAGAAAGAUACAACAGAAAUGUAAAAGUACAAAGUUUGGACUGAAGUGCAUCACAGACCGGAUCAUUUUUACCUCUUUUCUCUCUUGGUUUUCUCUCUGGAGCUCUCUUGGUUUUCUCUUGGUUCCGACCUAUGAAGAAUGAAGAGGAGAUGCCUAUUUAUAAAAGAAGAAGAAGCAAGAGCUGGCAAAAUAAAGAUAGCUGUCAAGAGUGACCAUCCGGACGGUGAAGCUUUUCUGGAAUUUCCCACUUGUUUUAUUGGAGUCUGUACGGUUGACUAUAUGGGGGUGAUCUAGUAGACAAUGAAGUACAGUUACUUGCUGAGUUGCUUCCAGAAAAACCAGUAGUUUCAAUAUCUACUGCAAAAGGGUCCUCAUACAAAGGGGUGGAGCGGAUACGUAGAUGAGAAAGACAAGCUUUGAAAAAGGAAUAACUGGUCAAUACAAUCGUCAAAACCUUGGAGCAUUAUUUUAUCCUGUAGAAGGAGGAAUGUCCCAGCAGUUCAAUCAAAUCAAACAGUGGCUUCACGAACUGGACCAAAUCAAAAAUAAGCCACUUGAAAUCACUUACAACUACUGGGAUGAGGCAAGUCAUAGGCGAAUGAUCUAG
Molecule: messenger RNA, 1834 nt
Organism: Ilex paraguariensis (yerba mate)
Lineage: Eukaryota; Viridiplantae; Streptophyta; Magnoliopsida; Aquifoliales; Aquifoliaceae
Source: the annotation of a GenBank genome assembly